This is a messenger RNA of Trichoderma citrinoviride, 1036 nucleotides long. RefSeq names its product actin-like ATPase domain-containing protein. Lineage: Eukaryota; Fungi; Ascomycota; Sordariomycetes; Hypocreales; Hypocreaceae. The record is from RefSeq and is a predicted model, not a curated record. The annotation marks the transcript as partial. The transcript is spliced from 3 exons.
UGGCUUUUGCUCCUCGAGAUAUCCUGGGAGAUGUCAGGCAGCUGGCAGAGCAGCCGAAACGUGCAAACUCACUUCUUUCUCACCUUGAGCUGACUUCCUGCAUGGCCUUCUCUUCACAUCGACCUUUCUCAGCCCUGCCAAGCUUGGAAGCUCUUGACUGUAUCACCGCAUCUUCAAGAAUUUGACCAACUCAACACCCCCCUUUCCACUUUGCAACCCUUACUCUCGAAAGUUCAACGGCCAAAUCUUGCCUUACUGUUUGAUAUCAGCAAAUCUUCCCUUGCUUUGGUACUGCUCGGCAUCCGGUUGGCCAUGCCUCGAUCCACGCGCGCCAAAAGAGGCGCCGGAAAAGGAACACGAAACCUCCAUGGCGAAGAUUCGAGCAUCAUCAUAGGCAUCGAUUUCGGAACUACCUUCUCAGGCGUGGCAUGGGCCAGAUCCUCUCGACCGGAUCAGAUCAACAUCAUCACGAGCUGGAAGUCCAACUUCAACUUCAACAACGACAAGGAAAAAGCCCCAACGGCGAUCUGCUACACCGACCAGGACGAAGCACCUCUCUGGGGCUACGCUGCCCCUAUCGGAGAGUCCACUCUGCAGUGGUUCAAGCUCUGUCUGCUGGAUGAAGAAGACAUCCCGCAGUUUCUACGAGGCUCAACUCAUCUUCAGACUGCCAAAGCAUCCCUGGUGAAGAUGGGUACUCAUGCUGUUGAUGUCAUCAGCGACUAUCUCCGAGAGCUAUGGAAGUAUAGCCUCUCUUUCAUUGAGCGAGCCGAGGGGGCUUCCAUGAUGGAGCUUUCCGCCUUUAGGGUUGUCGUCACUCUCCCAGCAAUCUGGCCGGCUUAUGCCCAAUUUCGCAUGAAAGAGGCUAUUGAAAAGGCCGGCAUUCUGGAUCCCCGGAAUGUUUCUGACACCACUCUAGAGUUCAUCUCUGAGCCGGAGGCCGCAGCUCUCGCCACCUUGAAAGACAUGUCUGACAGACCAGAUAUGGGAGUUGGCGACCAUUUUGUUGUCUGUGAUGCUGGUGGAGGCACUGUGG